CUUAUAGUUUAUGCCUUUUUAUAUUCUGUCUCCAUCUAUUUUCAAGGUUUCCAGCCACAUGUCUAAGAGGAUUAUCACAAAAUGUGUAAGCGUGAAUGAAAGGUUGAAAUUCAUUUUGUUACAAAAUAAGAAAAGUAUUACAGAAAACAGAAUUCACUAACUUGUGAAAUAUUCAUAAUUGACAGAUUGACAUUAAUCUGUUUAACUUAUUUUCAUUAUUCAAAAUUACGGAAAUAAAUACCAUAAAUUGUGUUACACAAUUUAGGCAACAUACAAUUGAUGCACAUUAUUGACACACCAAUAUAAUUAUUACAAAUAUAUAUAUAGCCCAUUGAUUAAAUUUUCAAGAAAAAUGGAAAAUAUUGAUUUAAUGUCGAGCAAAGUUGGUUUUAUUGGAGGUGGGAAUAUGGCAAGUGCCAUUGGUGCUGGUUUAAUUCAUAAAGGCAUUUUAAAUCCACACAAUGUUUGGGUUUCUGCUCGUACAGACAGAACUUUAGGUUUUUGGAUAGAUUUAGGUGCUCAUGCCACAUUAAGAAAUGGAGAAGUAGUAGAUAAUUGUGAAAUCAUAUUUUUAGCUAUGAAACCACAUAUGCUUAAUGAUGCACUUCAGGGUAUACAAGCAACAAUAAAAAAGAAAACUGCAGAAAAGCUUUUUAUUUCAGUACUUGUAGGAGUUACAUUAGAAACAUUAAUGAAUAAAUUGAAAUUAGUUGUAACACAUCCUCGUAUUAUUAGAUGUAUGCCUAAUACUCCAAUGAUGGUUGCAGAAGGAAUAACAGUAUAUUGUUCUAUGAAUACAACUGAACAAGAUGAAAGUACAGUAGGAGCAUUAUUUUCAUAUAUUGGAGUAAGUGAAAGUGUUCCUGAAUCUCUUAUAAAUGCCAUAAGUGCACUUUCAGGUUCAGGUCCUGCCUAUGCAUAUCUUAUUAUAGAAGCAUUGGCAGAUGGUGCUGUAAAAAUGGGUGUUCCAAGACCUAUGGCAACAAAAUUUGCAGCUCAAGUAUUAGUAGGAGCUGGUAAAAUGGUUCUGGAAACAGGUAGACAUCCUGGUCAGUUAAAAGAUGAAGUAUGUUCUCCAGGAGGUACAACUAUUACAGGAAUUCAUGCUCUGGAAUGUGGUCAAGUAAGAGCAUCAAUGAUGAAUGCAAUUGAAGCUGCAGUAAAGAAAGCCAAUGAAUUGACCUCCAAAAUAAAGUGAAGGUUAAUAAAAAAAUAUAUUAAGGAGAGGGAAUAAAUAUAUAAUAUUUAUAAUUUAAGGGGAAAAUAUAUGUAUAUUUUUUUAAAUAUUUUAGUAUUUUACACUAUGUUUAUUUUAAAAAUUUAUUUGUGCUGGAAAAUAUAAACAGUAUAAAGAAAUAGUUCUAUAGCAGUCAAAUAGAAAAUAUAAUUUAAUUCUCAAA
This is a messenger RNA of Megachile rotundata (alfalfa leafcutting bee), 1400 nucleotides long. It is a transcript of the gene P5cr, whose product is annotated as Pyrroline 5-carboyxlate reductase. The record is from RefSeq and is a predicted model, not a curated record. Gene Ontology annotation, molecular function: pyrroline-5-carboxylate reductase activity. Gene Ontology annotation, biological process: L-proline biosynthetic process. Lineage: Eukaryota; Metazoa; Arthropoda; Insecta; Hymenoptera; Megachilidae.